AUGUGCUUUGCAUUGUUCACUAUAUUUUUGUGGCAGGAUACAUUCGUCUACGGCAUGGUUGUGCCCAUUUUACCUUCCCUUCUGAUGGAGAAUGGUAGCAUAAAAAAAGACUCUGUCCAACAAUGGAUAUCGCUACUAUUGGCAAGCUACGGCGGUGCUCUUCUCAUUGGAUCCCCCGUGGUAGGAUAUCUCUGUGACAAGUAUCGCGCGCGGAAAGCACCAUUGAUCUUCGGUUUUAUCGCCAUCGUCCUCGCUACCCUUCUCUUCAUCUUCUCCCGCCAGCCAAUGCUUCUUCUUGUAGCCCGAGUUUGUCAGGGGUUAUCAGGUGCGGUUGUGGGCGUUUUGGGCCUCAGUAUGAUUGCCGAAACAGCCACUCCAGAACACUUGCCAGCAUAUAUGGCUUUUGGAUCAGCUUCAUUAACCUGGGGAAUGUUCUGUGGCCCGAUGGCUGGUGGUGUACUAUUUGCGAAAUUUGGCACGGCUGGUGCCUUUGGAUUCCCAAUUGCGCUCUUGAUUGUAGAUAUCAUUCUACGACUAUUGAUUCUCGAGGAGGACCAAGAUGUGAGCACAGAUGCUGAAAGCUGUUUCGAGUCCGAUUAUCCACAGGAGGCUGCUCCUCUUCUGAAAGGAGAUAUUCCAGGUGGUGAUUCAUUACGUCUUUCCUACUUCAUGAAUACAACAUUUCUGGGCCUCAUGCUUUCAGUUCUCGUGAUUUCCUCCGUUUUAUCGGCAUAUGAAUCAGUAAAUCCAGCCCCUCAGUUUAUUCCUACUCAGCUGACCGAGAUGCAGACACUACCUCUGUAUGUCAUGAAAACAUACCACUGGACUAGCAUUGGUGCGGGAUUCGUAUUCCUCCCCGUCACGAUACCUUCAUUUCUCAGUAUCUCAGUCGUCCAUUAUACGAGACAUUUCAAGCCGCGGAAUAUUGUCCUGACCGGUUUUCUUCUCAUGGUUGUACCUACAAUAGCCCUGCGGUGGACGCAUACCAAUACGAUCAAACAUGAGGUUAUCCUGGUGUGCCUGCUCUUCGUGAUUGGGAUGUGCAUGACGACUGUUCAGGCAAUCACAAUGGGGGACGUCCCUCACGCGGUCCAGAAAAUCACCGACCUUCACGGAAUCAGCGACGAGAGUAGCGGUCAGGGGCGAGCCUACGCAUUUUGCAACAUGGCGUUCGCAGCUGGUCAGGCGGUCGGGCCGGUGCUUGGUGGGCUUGCAAAGCAUAAACUUGGAUGGGGGUUCAUGACAAUGCUCUUAGCAUUUUUGUGUUUGAUUGCUGGCAUCCUGUCUUAUUUUUCCACAUCGGCGACUCCGGCCAAUUCUCAGGCCAAUUCUCAGACCAACGAGGACCCCUAUUGA
Messenger RNA from Penicillium taxi, 1356 nucleotides. RefSeq names its product MFS transporter. The record is from RefSeq and is a predicted model, not a curated record. The transcript is spliced from 7 exons. Gene Ontology annotation, biological process: transmembrane transport. Gene Ontology annotation, molecular function: transmembrane transporter activity. Lineage: Eukaryota; Fungi; Ascomycota; Eurotiomycetes; Eurotiales; Aspergillaceae. Bases 1 to 1356 code for a protein of 451 amino acids.